ACGAGCGGCUUGUGUCACACAGAACUCUGUCCCCCCUGUCAGUCACCGGGUGCCUCGCUCCGUCAACAUGUCCACUGCCGUGUGUACACGAUUCCUGCUUCAGAGAGCAACAGAGAGGUUUCUCUUCUCCUCCAGGGCAGUACCCGCUUUCUCAAGCCCAUUUCUUUCUCGUGGUCAUAGAUUGGGACCCAGUGAUGAUGAAAUGUACCAGCGUACCACAGUGUCCGUCAUGCAGAAGGAGCCCGGCAGUGGGGUCAUGAUCCAAAGCUACAGUCCCAGAGGAUUCAACAUCGAUGGCAAUAAGGUGUUUGGACCCUGCGCUGUGCUGCCUCCUGCCAUCCUGCAGUGGAAUGUUGGCAGUCAUAAAGACAUCACAGAGGAAAGUGUCUCACUCUUCCACAUGCUUGAACCAAGAAUAGAGAUUCUUGUGCUGGGCACAGGCGCACGUCUUGAACGAAUUAACCCCUCGGUCCUCGCUCUCCUCAAGAGUAAAGGCAUCGCUGUGGAGGUGCAAGACACGCCGAAUGCAUGUGCAACCUUCAACUUCCUGACCAGUGAGAGACGAGUUGCAGCUGCUGGUCUGAUCCCUCCACCUGUUAGCACAGCUCUGGAAGUAACACAGGAAUAAGUUCUGUCAUGUCCUUUGAGACGGUUUUUUUUUCUUCCGCAUAAACCUCCCAAAGGAACAAAAACAGUGAUCUCCACCUUCAGUAUUUGGUUACAGCAGUUACUUUAUAGAUGAAUCAUUGACUCAGAUCAUCCAUUGAUCUGAGGCUCGCUGGACAUUGAGCUGACAACGAUCCUCACAAGCAUUUGGACUGCUUUGAAAUCGAAGUGUAGAAGUGUAGAAGUGUGUGUGUGUGUGUGUGUGUGUGCGUGCGUGCGUGCGUGUGUGUGCAAGUGCUCAGCAAAUGUAGUCAAGUGAGGGGACACCAAUGACGGAGAAUUAGACUGCAAUAAAGCGCAGCUGUAUUCUUGUAUAGAAAUACUGUGUGUAUAAAUUAUAUAUUUAAAUGCUUUACAUGUAACAAAAAAUGAGUAUCAUGCAUUUAAUGUGUUUUCAUGCAUACCAUAAAUGUAUAAUAAGA
Molecule: messenger RNA, 1088 nt
Organism: Seriola aureovittata
Lineage: Eukaryota; Metazoa; Chordata; Actinopteri; Carangiformes; Carangidae
Gene: ndufaf3
Product: NADH:ubiquinone oxidoreductase complex assembly factor
Exons: 5
Coding region: 68-628 (186 amino acids)
Biological process (GO): mitochondrial respiratory chain complex I assembly
Cellular component (GO): mitochondrial inner membrane
Source: RefSeq, a predicted model, not a curated record